CUUGUGAUCCUCCUCCCAGAGUCUCCCAGAGUAUCGGGAUUGCAGGUGUGUGCCACCCUCCCUCUACGGAUAUUACACUAAAAGUACUCUCGCACACGGGGCGAGGAGCAAUUUUAGAAGAUAAAUGGAAUAUUAUUCCAAGAUACCAAAACACAUACACAGUGAAAGGAGGAAAGUGGAGCCAAUGUAAGGCACAAUGCACAAACUUCGGAAUCUCUAGCUGUCCCACGGGGGAAUGUGAUUUGUUCAUUAAACAUAACUAAGGAAUACAGGCAACAUGUUCUACACCCAUGUGGUUAUGAGUAGGCGAGAGCCACUGGCCAAAAUAUGGCUUGCAGCCCACUGGGAGAAGAAACUCACAAAGGCCCAUGUAUUUGAAUGUAAUCUAGAGAUAACUAUUGAAAAAAUUAUUUCACCUAAGGUAAAAAUUGCACUUCGAACUUCAGGACACCUUCUUUUGGGAGUUGUUCGAAUCUAUGAUAGGAAGGCAAAAUAUCUUUUGGCAGAUUGCAGUGAAGCAUUUCUUAAAAUGAAGAUGACAUUCCGCCCAGGACUGGUUGACCUCCCAAAAGAGAGUUUUGAAGCAGCUUACAAUGCUAUUACAUUACCAGAAGAGUUUCAUGAUUUUGACACCCAUAAUAUAAAUAUGAUUGACAUUUCAGAGCACUUCACUCAGAACCAAAGCAGACCUGAAGAAAUUACACUUAGAGAAGAGUAUGGCAAUGAUCUACUUUUCCAAACCAAGAGCUUUGGGGAAGAAUCUGAAAUUCUCCGAAGACAUAGUUUGUUUGAUGACAACAUAUUAUUGAACUCCAGGGGUCAUUUUAUUGAACAUAGUCCUGGAAAUCUUAUUGAAGAAAAAUCUUUGUUCUAUGACAGUGGAGAUGGAUUUGGAGAUGAAGGAGCUGCAGGAGAAAUGAUUGACAAUCUAUUGCAAGAUGAUGAGAAUAUCCUGUUGGAAGAUAUGCAUUUAAACAGAGAAAUUUCCCUGCCUCCUGAUCCUCCUAGUACAAUAGUAGAACCAGAUAAUCCAGAUGGCAUAUGUCUACCUGAAAAUGAAAAACUGGAUGAAGCAACAUUAUUAUCAAAUGAAGAAGGAAUAUUUGCUCUUGAACCAACUGAUGUUUCAGACCUUGCUGAGAAAAGGAAAAGCAAAAAGAGGAGAUUGCUUAUAGAUCCAAUCAAGGAGAUCAGUAGCAAAACUAUGCAUAAACAGCUGACUUCCUUUUCGGACACACUCAUGGUUUUAGAACUUGCACCUCCUACCCAAAGAUUAAUGAUGUGGAAGAAGAGGGGAGGAGUGGAUACACUUCUGUCAACUGCUGCCCAGGAUUUGAUUCAUAGUGAACUGAAAGUGUUGUUUACAAAAUGCUUUCUGGCCUCUGGCUUUAAACUUGGAAGAAAAUUGACGCAGAAGAAGUCAGUAAGGGAAGGACUGGGAAGACAAAAUGUAGUAGAGAUCUCCAUGAUGGAAGAGCCAAAUUCCCACCAAGAGUUAAGUCACCCCCACAUUUGGAAGGAUGUGAUUGAUGAGUUUAAGAGUAGCUCUAAUGAGGAUAUCAGUAAAAAUAGUAACUCUGAGCAGGAUAUUAUUGAAAUGAUCCCUCAAGCUGCUGAGAAAUCAUCUAUAAAGAAUGCUUUCUUGGCCCAAGAAUAUUGUCCAGUGGAAUUGGAGUCAUCAGAGAAUGAACAAAACAGUGAAGCUGAGAGAUGGAAUCAAAGAUUAUUUCAGAUGUUAAAUCGUUUACGGGAAUCUAACAAGAUGGGGAUGCAGUCCUUUAGUCUGAAGAACCUUUGCAGAAAUAGUGACCGAAAACAAGCUGCUACCAAAUUUUGUAGCUUUCUUAUCCUAAAAAAACAGCAGGUUAUUGAGCUGAGUCAAAGUACUCCCUAUGCAGAUAUUAUAGCUACAGUAGGACCAAUGUUCCAUACAAUGUGAAGGAAAUACAGAACACGCAGUUUUAUGCCAUCACAGACAUUUCUGUAUAGAUUGUUCAAUUUAACGCAGAAGCCUUCUGAGAACAUCUGAAGGACUGAUCUGUUUCACAGAUAGGCUGACCUCCUGUCUUUUUCUAAGUUCAGAAUAAUCAUAGACAGAAUUGGAAACUUAUCUGCUUACAGAAAUAUUAAUUAUAGCAAGGUAAUUUUUAAAACUUAGCUGAUUUGAAUGUAUAGCAUAAUUUCCUGGUUUGAAUGUAGUAUUUAGGGUACAUUUAGGAUAUAUUUUGAAAACAUUAUAUGCCUUCAAGACACAUUCAAGGAUUUUUUUUUUUUGGUUCUGGGGAUUGAACUUGGGUCCCUGCGCUUGCGCAGCAGGUGGCAAAACCACUGAGCUAAAUCCCCGACCCUCAAGGAUGUUUUUUAAAAAUGCUAUUUUGUACUAGAUUGUUUAUUCAAAUUUUAUGGGGCUAAUGAAUAUUAAUGCUCAUUUCUUGGCAGACAAUAAUUUAUUUGAUUCUAAUGUCUAUCAUCUUUGAUAUGAUCUAGUGUCAUGGUUUUUCAUCUAAUAUCUUAAUUGAAGAAUUACAAAAUUAAUCUUUGUUUUAAGUCACCUGCCUGGCUUUUAGCUUGUUCAUAGGUCAUUUAACUUUUUUAUUUACUAUUUAAUGAUUAUUAUAAUCACCAUUAAUCCCUCAACAAACCUAAAUUUACUUCUUACAUUUAAAACAUUAGUAGACACUUUUGCAGCAUGUUGUCUGCAGCUAUAACUUGAGUAAAAAAUUGCUAAAACACGUGUUCUUAUACAUGGUAUUUACUGAGCAUUUCUGACAUUAAAACCAUUGGUUUUUUUCUUAGUUGAAAUUUAAAUUAGAUUUUCAUAUAUGCUCUGUGAACUCCAUUGUACACUAUAAAAUGAAGCCUAUAAUACUCUUUAAAGCAUUGUUUUUAGAAUUAUGUUACAUAGAACUAAAUUCUAAAUAGCCUCUAUGAAUACAUUAAAUAUAAGACGUAAAUAUCAAAAUUGCUUUUUAAAUUUUAUUUUUAAAUUAUGCAGACAAAAUGACUUCUUAAUUUUGGUACACAGUUCUAUAAAUUUUAACAUAUAGUUUUCUGGAACUACCACCACAAUCAGGAUACAAAGAGUAACAACAUUCUAAAAAACUCCUUGUGUUAUCCCUUUAUAGUCAAGCCUUUCUCCCAUGCUGACCUCUUGCAGCCAUUCUUUUCCAGGACUACAUUUUUGUCUUAUUGAUAAUGUCAUAUAAGUGUAAUUAUAUAGCAUGUAACUUUUUGAGACUGGUUUCUUUCACUCAGUGUAACAUCUUUAAUAUUCACCCAAGUGGUUGGAUAGUUUGUUCCUCUUAUUGCUGAGUAGUAUUCUGUUGCUGGAUAUACCCAGUUUUAUUUAUGCAUUUAUCCACUGAAAGACAUUUAGAGUGUUUUCAGUUUUGUUAAAAUAGAGCUGCAUAUCUUUGUGUACAGUUUUUGUAUGAAUUUAAGGUUUUAUUUCCCUAGGAGUGGGAUUUCUGGGUCAUAUGUAUGUUUAACUUUGUAAUAAAUUUGUAACUUUGU
This is a messenger RNA of Heterocephalus glaber (naked mole-rat), 3513 nucleotides long. It is a transcript of the gene Rad21l1, whose product is annotated as RAD21 cohesin complex component like 1. Gene Ontology annotation, cellular component: meiotic cohesin complex. Gene Ontology annotation, molecular function: chromatin binding; protein binding. NCBI's taxonomy places the organism in Eukaryota, Metazoa, Chordata, Mammalia, Rodentia, Bathyergidae. Gene Ontology annotation, biological process: replication-born double-strand break repair via sister chromatid exchange; sister chromatid cohesion. The record is from RefSeq and is a predicted model, not a curated record.